AUGGACGUGAUUUCUGUCGCUGAUGCGUUCUCUCCAAACCAUUAUCUUCAUCAAUCGCACAAGGGCCCCUAUAGACAAUCUCGACUCGAUAAUUAUUGUAUGGAUAUGUUGACUCAUGAGGGACCAUCGGCGCCUGCUCUGAAUUCUGGAGAGUCUGAAUUACCAUGGGUAGAAAAGUAUCGACCAAAAUACCUCAGAGAUAUCGUGGGAAAUGAAGAAACGGUCAAGAAACUAGGAAUGAUUGCUAGGGAUGGCAAUUGUCCUAACAUGAUCAUCACCGGUUCUCCUGGUAUUGGAAAGACGACAAGUAUACUAGCAUUAGCUCAUGAACUGUUGGGUGACAAUUACAAGCAAGCUGUUGGUAUUGAUGUCGUACGUAACCGUAUAAAGAUGUUUGCCCAAACACACGUCACACUGCCACAUGGUCGUCAAAAGAUUGUUAUAUUGGAUGAAGCUGACAGUAUGACCACAGCUGCUCAACAAGCGCUACGACGAACCAUGGAAUUAUAUUCUGCAACAACACGAUUCGCAUUUGCUUGUAACUUUUCCAGCAAGAUUAUUGAGCCCAUCCAAUCACGUUGUACCAUCUUGAGGUACGCUAGGCUCUUGGAUAAGCAGAUCCUGAAACGACUUAUGGAGAUAUGUCAAGCGGAGAAUGUAAAAUCGACACCAGAAGGUCUCGAAGCAAUCAUCUUCACAGCAGAAGGUGACAUGCGUCAAGCAGUCAACAAUCUACAAUCAACACAUGCUGGGUUUGGUAUCAUCGAGCCCGACUAUGUAUUCAAAGUCUGUGAUCAACCUCAUCCCAUGAUUGUACAAGAUCUGAUUCGAGCAGCUAGUAAACCAGAGGUUGAAGUUGCGCUGGCUCGAGUGUCUGAAUUGUGGAGUAAUGGAUACUCGUCGCUUGAUAUCGUGGGUACUAUGGCCAAAGUCACACAGUAUAGUACCGAGUUGCAGGAGUUUGUAAAGCUUAAUUUUCUCAAGGAAAUUGGAGCUGCUCAUAUGAGAUUGCUAGAUGGCAUGCAAUCUCUUGUCCAAAUACAAGGACUCGUAGCACGGCUGUGUCGUUUGUCCAUGGAUCCUACUGAUCUGAAAGAAUAA
Messenger RNA from Synchytrium microbalum, 1101 nucleotides. RefSeq lists its product as uncharacterized. Lineage: Eukaryota; Fungi; Chytridiomycota; Chytridiomycetes; Synchytriales; Synchytriaceae. Gene Ontology annotation, molecular function: DNA binding; DNA clamp loader activity; ATP binding. The record is from RefSeq and is a predicted model, not a curated record. The coding region runs from base 1 to 1101 and encodes 366 amino acids. The transcript is spliced from 8 exons. Gene Ontology annotation, cellular component: Ctf18 RFC-like complex; Elg1 RFC-like complex; Rad17 RFC-like complex. Gene Ontology annotation, biological process: DNA repair; DNA-templated DNA replication.